AUGUGGCUCGGCCGCGGUUCCGCAAACUGCGGACGAUGCUUUACGGGGUCUGGUCGCUAAUGGAUAAAGCUAUCGUGGAAAAAUUAACCGUCAGCCGUGGUUGCGGGUACUUGCAGCUGGGAAUUAGAAGCCGUAGUGAAGAGCUUGGAUUGGCACAUUGUAUCGUAUACAGCGGUCCCAGAGAGACAGAGAGAAAUUAAGGGAAACGUGGAAGUUUGCGCACGGCUUUCAGUAACAUCUGUUCUUACAGCGCUGUGUUUAUUGUGUUGUUGAAGAAUCGCGUGUCAAAUCCGGUAGAGAUUUGGGUUACGAAUGUGGAAUACAACUACAUCAUCUUAUACUAUGGCAUGUUAAUCUGCAUAUGACGAUGGCGCUCAGACUUGGAUAUUUUGUGCAAGACUGCUCUGAUGGGAUGAUCGGUUGUUGACGAAAGCGGCUUUUAGAGCGAAUAUAGGCUUUCAAAAUGGUUGGUGUAAUGAUAGCGGUUGCGCUAACUUUGACGGGCUCAAGUUUGAUGGUUGCCGGGGUGACAUACAAUUUCGCUGACGCAUGCGUAGCUGGGCCGCCGUGCGAGUGCUACAAAAAGACGGAAUACACCAAAGACGAACCGGACGGAUUCGAGGUGAGCGUCUUGGACUGCAGUGACAAGCGAAUCAGCGCCGUGCCGUUUUUUCGACAGCUGGAGAAUGUGACUGUUGACAGGGUUUUUCUCCAGAAUAAUCGAAUCGCCGUGGUGCCGAAAGACGCUUUCUUUGGCUUAUCGGCCUCACUGAUUGAUCUGUCCGGUAACAAAAUAGACACAAUCGAAGAGAACGCUUUCCGCGGACUAGAGACCAGAUUAACUACGUUACGAUUGGGGUCUAACCGGCUCAGCACGUGGCCCAUCAGCGCCGUAUCUUCUCUGGAAAGCUUGCAGACUCUAGACUUGCUCAGCAAUGAGGAGAUAUACCAGCUCCCGUGGAACUCGUUUCGAGGGUUGACCUCCCUGAGAAAACUCGAUUUGGGAAAUUGUGCGGAAGGGUUUCAGAUCCACGACGAGGCUUUUGAACCGAUUCAGGAAACGCUAAAGCAGUUAAUGCUUCACCAUUGUGCUCUGACGGAAGUCCCUAAAGCGCUGAGUGUUCUCGGGAACGUCGAAAUUCUUCGUCUACCCCGUAAUCGGUUCAGCUCCCUCACAUCGGAGAGUUUCCAAGGAUUACACAGCCUAAAAACGCUGGACUUGACGGGCAACGCCAACCUCUCGUCCUCGGAGAGUUUCCCGCCAGACAGUUUUGCCGAAGUCGGGGAGACAUUGGAACUGCUUGAUUUGACGGGUAUUGGGCUGACGCGAAUCCCUACAAUUUUCACGCCUUUAGAAAAAUUGAAAUCAUUGUAUUUGUCCAGAAAUCAGAUUAGUUCCAUCGAGCGAGGAACAUUUUCCGUCCUAACUUCAUUAGAGAAGCUUUAUAUUGAUAAUAAUCCACUGGACUACUCCCAAGGAAUGUUUGACGGUUUGAAAGAAUCUUUGACUUUCAUCAAGGUCGCUUCGCAAAAUAUAAGCAGAUUGCCUAACCCGGAACUGACGUCAUUACGGGGACUGCGCACUGUGGACGCUUCCCAUAAUGCGUUUGGGGAACUUCCGGGUGACUUUGCCGAAGGCAUUCCGGCCACAGAUUAUCACCUUAGCAACAGUGACAUCACAAAAAUCUCCCCAACUGCCUUUUCGGGGAAAUCGUCUCAGGUGAGUCUGACAUUACAGGGAAAUUCUUUAGAAACUCUGGACUUUGUCCAGGACCCGUGUUACUACUGGAGAAUCGACGUAACCGACAAUCCGAUCUUGUGCGACUGCCAUACUUACAGGCUUUCCAAAUACCCUCACUUGCUAGUGAAAGGGACAUGUGCCAAACCUGAUUUUGUGGAAGGCCUCGCCAUUGGUAGUACGGAGUUCGAUAACACAAUGUACUGGAGAUGUGUAGAUCACUUCUUUGAGGACACGAAACUCUGCUCCAAAUGGUGGCUUAGCGCUGGCAGCUGGGUGCGGCAAUCUCCUGCCACCAUCACGUUAUCAUUAUUGACCGUUCUAAGCUUCCUUAGAUAGUCACGUCUUGUAGUCGUCAGUGUAGAUAGAAAAAUCAAUCAUAAAUUGUCCCAUCCAUAGGACACUCAUCCAUUUCGUGUGGAGCGUGCGUUUGUUUGUUUGUUUUUUGUCGGGUUUUUUUUUUGUGUUCAUUUCAGUAGAAGCUACAGAUAUCAAAGUGACAGCUCUUGCUAUCUAUAGAAAUGCAUUGCCUCGUGGCGUGUGAUUUUGCAGCCAUUUUGUUGAGUUGAGGAGGUACAGAAUCUCAAUUUUCCUGUAAAGUCCCUGGCUUGUGGGAUUUGUAUGAAGGAUGCAAGGACUUGACAAGAGAUAUUUGGAGAGCGCAUUUUUUUUUUUACAAAUGUGUUUUGUCCAAUAUUAAGAAAUAGAAAGUAAAAGUAAAAACAAAUCGAGCAAGGAACACAGACUUGAAUAUAUGACAGCUGAUUUGUGCAAUGAGUGUCGACAACUUCAUCUAGAAAUUGCUGUUACGUGAAAUCAACUUUACUCUGUGCGACGUAGGCCAGAGUCUUCUUCUAUGAGAUUGUGUAGGUCCUGUAGAAUUUACUAGUAGCAAUGUGUGAGAUAUUAAAUGCCCAUGACCGGGGUUUCUUCAAUACGAGACAAAUUAUAUGUAGCUUUUCUUCAACUAAACUUAAACAAAGUUGGCGCAUGAAGCAUGGUGACAAUAUCCGAGAUGAACAGGCACGUGUUAGUGGUUGCCAUCGCCUAACGAACUUCUGUUGCUUAUUUUAUGAUUACUGAUCACUGAGCAACUUGACUGAAAACGACCACGCUUUAAAUUAACUUUCCCGCUUGAACUAUAACAGAUUUAUCAUAUGAAAUAUAUCAUAUCCCGGAAUUGUACAUUUCGUAUUUUUAUCAAUUACUAUUUUUUGCUAUGUACCCGAGUCAUGUGAAUGGAACCAUCAUUUCUGUACAUCGGUACCGCGUUUUCUCAAAUUGUCUGUUUUCCCAUGUUGUAAAACACUUAAGACGAAACGUCAAACUAAGAUGAAAUGCUCACAAACGAGGGAAAUAACAAUUGAAGGAUUAGUUUAAGCUUCGAUGUUUAGGCUAUCCUUUGGUCAAACUAAUAGAAAUGCCUACGGACAUUUUAACUCAGUGUCAACUUUAGAAGAUGUUUAAGGAUUAUAGAUCCUAAGGUGUGCUUUACCUUGCUUUCGCUUUUAGCAUUUGUUUUAUCCUGAAGUGUUAAUACUGUGUUUCACCUAAAGUUUGGUAUUUAAGAUGUAAAAUACACUUUCAGCAAGACGUAAAGACUUAACAUGAUACUUUUAAUGCAGACACUUAAGCUUUUCUGGUAAGAAACUGAUCAAACUCUGCUCAAAAAUCUUAAGUGGUCGUGUAAGGUGGAUGAACCGUUCAGAAUCAACCAAAAGGUGUGACUUUACCGUGCGAAACUUUAGCUGAAAUAUGGUAUACCCUAAA
Messenger RNA from Liolophura sinensis, 3508 nucleotides. Its product is annotated as chondroadherin-like protein. The record is from RefSeq and is a predicted model, not a curated record. Lineage: Eukaryota; Metazoa; Mollusca; Polyplacophora; Chitonida; Chitonidae. The transcript has 2 exons. Gene Ontology annotation, molecular function: protein binding. Gene Ontology annotation, cellular component: plasma membrane. The coding region runs from base 464 to 2077 and encodes 537 amino acids.